UAUUGUUUAGGUUAGUUCCUUCCUGGAGAAAGCUAAUAUUUACCAAAGCACGGGUUAGCCAGAGCUGCUGGUUAGUGGGUGUGAGCUGUGUGAGCGUGCGUGUAUGUGUGUGUGGGGUUGCCUGCCAGCAGUCAUCACAACAAUCGAGAUUGUGAAUUGUACCACUUCAGAGUUGACGUUUAAAAAAUGGCAUCAAUAGCUGCAGCGGCUCAUGAGCCGGGCAUAAACCCGAGCUCGGUAGCGCUGGCUGACGCUUUAGUCCCCGCGAGCAUUUUCGCUCCCGACCGGGGAGGAUGCGGGGACGACGCCGGCGACGAGUGCUUCGAGGACGGGGACUUCAUGAACGGCGAGCCCGAGGCCCGCGGGAUUGACUUUACCAGCAAGCUGGCCCUUGUGAGCCCGAAUGGCGAGCAGUAUGACUCGUUACUUCGACAACUUCGGGACAGGAUGGAGGAGGGAUGUGGAGAGACCAUCUACGUGGUCGGGAUGGGUUCAGAUGGUGGUGACUGGGGUCUGGAUGAGAAAGAUAUGGAGGCCUCGGUGGCCACUGUGCGCUCUAUGUGUGAGCAGCUGGACGCCGACCUCAUCCCUCUGAGAGAGCGCAGCGAGGCUGCCGGCUUGGUACGAGACUUUCUCAUCCGGAGGCGAGUGGGCGAGCUCGACUUUCUAGAAGUCAGGGUGGCCGUGGUGGGGAACGUGGACGCCGGUAAGAGCACUCUUCUGGGAGUGUUGACGCACGGUGAGCUGGACAACGGCAGGGGCUUCGCUCGCCAGAAGCUUUUCAGACACAAGCAUGAGAUGGAGAGCGGCAGGACGAGCAGCGUGGGCAACGACAUCCUGGGCUUUGACCAGGAGGGUCAGGUGGUGAACAAACCCGACAGUCAUGGAGGAAGCCUGGACUGGACCAAAAUCUGUGAGAAAUCCUCCAAGGUGAUCACCUUCAUCGACCUGGCCGGCCACGAGAAAUACCUGAAGACCACCGUGUUCGGGAUGACCGGACACCUUCCAGACUUCUGCAUGCUCAUGGUGGGCAGUAACGCAGGCAUCGUAGGGAUGACCAAAGAGCACCUGGGCUUGGCUUUAGCUCUCAAUGUUCCUGUGUUUGUAGUGGUGACUAAGAUAGACAUGUGUCCAGCUAACAUCUUACAAGAAACCUUGAAGCUGCUUCAGAGACUACUGAAGUCUCCAGGCUGUAGGAAGAUUCCCGUACUGGUCCAGAACAAAGACGACGUCAUCGUCACAGCCUCCAACUUCAGCUCAGAGAGGAUGUGCCCCAUCUUUCAGAUCUCCAACGUGACUGGAGAGAACAUGGACCUGCUCAAGAUGUUCCUCAACCUGCUGUCCUCCAGGACGUCCUACCGAGACGAUCAGCCCGCCGAGUUCCAGAUAGACGACACCUACUCUGUCCCGGGAGUAGGGACUGUGGUGUCGGGGACCACGUUACGAGGACUCAUCCGUCUGAACGACACCAUGCUCCUGGGCCCGGAUCCUCUCGGGAGCUUCAUCCAGAUCGCCGUCAAAUCAAUUCACCGCAAGAGGAUGCCUGUGAAGGAAGUCAGAGGCGGCCAGACCGCGUCGUUCGCGCUCAAAAAGAUCAAGCGUUCAUCUAUACGGAAAGGCAUGGUGAUGGUGUCUCCCAGGCUAAGCCCACAGGCAACGUGGGAGUUUGAGGCAGAGAUCCUGGUGCUGCACCAUCCCACCACAAUAUCUCCAAGAUACCAGGCCAUGGUCCACUGUGGCAGCAUCAGGCAGACGGCCACCAUCUUGUCCAUGAACAGAGACUGUCUACGAACAGGCGACAAGGCCUCGGUCCACUUCCGCUUCAUCAAGACCCCCGAGUACCUGCACUGCGACCAGAGGCUGGUGUUCAGGGAGGGGCGCACCAAAGCAGUGGGGACCAUCACCAAGCUGCUGCAGUCCACCAACAACAUGCCGUCAAACUCCAAGCCUGCGCAAAUCAAGAUGCAGUCCACAAAAAAGGCCCCGCUCCGAAAAGAGGACGGCACCACGGCAGCCGGUGACGACGCAGCCACGAUAGCAACAAUAGCACAGUCAGCGGGCGCCAACACGACACAACCGGGAGAGGGAGAUGAGGACCCUCAAAUAAAGGAGGGCAGCAAAGAGAACAAGCCAAAGUCUGGAGGCGGUGGACGGAGAAGAGGCGGCCAGAGGCACAAAGGAAAAGGCCAGAACAGCAACAGCAACUCCACAGCGGCGCCCCCGUCUUCAGGGACAGGAGGCUGCUGAAUCGCUCUCUCUUUCAUACA
This is a messenger RNA of Salarias fasciatus (jewelled blenny), 2267 nucleotides long. RefSeq names its product GTP binding protein 1 (gene gtpbp1). The record is from RefSeq and is a predicted model, not a curated record. The transcript has 14 exons. Gene Ontology annotation, biological process: translational elongation. NCBI's taxonomy places the organism in Eukaryota, Metazoa, Chordata, Actinopteri, Blenniiformes, Blenniidae. Gene Ontology annotation, molecular function: GTPase activity; translation elongation factor activity; GTP binding. The coding region runs from base 187 to 2247 and encodes 686 amino acids.